AUGUCUGCCGUAGUUACGCUGACUCCAUUGAACGAUUCUUUUCAAACGAAAAAAUUAGUACUCUCACCAUCUGUUACAUACAAAGUAGGAAGACAUACGAACAAAUCGACUGCUCCAGCGGCAUCCAAUCUGUAUUUCAAUUCCAAGGUGCUUAGCCGACAGCACGCGGAAAUAUGGAUGGAAAAAGACUCUCUUAUUCUUUACGUUCGGGAUGUAAAGUCUUCUAAUGGAACGUUUGUGAAUGGAAAUCGACUGUCGUCUGAGAAUAAGGCUUCGGCACCGUGCAAAUUAAAUUCGGGAGAUGUUUUGGAUUUUGGCGUGGAUAUUUAUAAUGAGGAAGAAAUAAUUCAUAAAAAAGUUUCUGCACAAAUUCGAAUACUCACGCGCGGAGUCCCCGCUUCAACGGGUCCUGCUCGACAUUUAGAAACAGAGGUUAUGCUGGAUUCAAUUAUGCGACAAAUGGCAAUUCAAUACCGGCGAUGUGUAGAAUUGAAUGAGGAUUUAGAAAAUCUAGAACAUGAUGUUCAAGGAAUGUCAACAACUGCUGGGUUCAUUAACCAUUCCAUUCAUAUAGACAGAAAGUCUUCUCUUCGAGCCUCUGAUGGCGUAAAGUCUGCCGAAUCUUCUUUAAUGACUCGUGGUUCUUUGUCCACAUCCUCAGUAGAACACGAUUUUCUCUCCCCUUCUUCUGUUGAGGUUCCAAACAAGUCUACCGACGCUUCUUCUUUUCUUUCAUUGCCCCAUAAACAUACCUCCGAUGCUGCCAUCCGGGAAGCUGAAUCAACGAUAGCAAAUUUGGAAACUUGGAAAGCGCGUGCAUUUACAGCUGAAGCAAAGCUUUCGAUAAAAAAAGGCUGUUGGUACAACAAUCGAGCUUUCUUCCUUUCCCCCUUCUUCAUCGCCGUUGCUGGAGUUAUCGUAUACCUGGGAUAUUGGAGGUAG
Molecule: messenger RNA, 942 nt
Organism: Schizosaccharomyces osmophilus
Lineage: Eukaryota; Fungi; Ascomycota; Schizosaccharomycetes; Schizosaccharomycetales; Schizosaccharomycetaceae
Gene: far10
Product: SIP/FAR complex FHA domain subunit Far10/Csc1
Exons: 1
Coding region: 1-942 (313 amino acids)
Cellular component (GO): cytoplasm
Molecular function (GO): protein binding
Source: RefSeq, a predicted model, not a curated record